GCAAAAAUCGAUUUACCUGUUCUUUCGAUUGAAACUGAAAAGACCAUUUUUGAAUAGGACGGGUAGCAAUGAAAGACAUCCAAGACAAUCCGCAUCAUCCAGCAUCGAUAGAUACUCUGGAGCGGUAUACUCUGAUCGUCUCAUAUGAUGGAGCAAGAUAUUCGGGCUUUCAGAGACAAUCAUCUUCCUCCUCUUCCUCCUGUAGAAACCCCGACUCCAAAAGUGAUGCAAAUCCUCUGAAACGUCGUCGCCCAAACAAUCAAAUCAAGAAGAGAAUAAAGAAUAGAGGCAAUGUUCCUAUAACUGUGCAGGAGACGCUCGAAGACGCACUUGAAUUCUACACAGGAAUGGAUAGAUUCCAGCUGAAACUACGAUUUGCUGGAAGGACAGAUGGAGGUGUCCACGCACGGGGUCAGGUGGUUGCCGUAUCCUUACCACGUGCAAUUUUUUCGGAUCAAAAAGUAAUCAACAACAUCAGCGACGAAAAUGAAAAUGAUCGCGAAAAAUUGUGGACGAUUCGCAAAUCUAUCAAUAGCCGAUUGCCGAACGACAUAAGCAUCGAAGAUGUAUCUGUAUGUCAAGACGAAUGCUUCGAUCCCCGCCUGGAUGCAAAGCGUAAGCAGUAUUCAUAUAUGUUGAGAUAUCGACAAAUGGUAACAUUUGAGAUAAAAAAUGUAAAAAAUAAUGAAUGCGGAAAAACAAUCUCCCCUAUCUGUUUAAAGGGAGGACCGCAAUUAUUACGAACAGCAUUAGAUUCCAACCGGGUUUGGAUUUGCCCAUGGGCUCUAGAUGAUUCAAAACUAACGCAUUACUGCGAACUCUUAACAGGGACGCACGACUUUUCUGCUUUUGUUCAUAAAGAAGCAAGAAAAACACGAGAUAACAAGAUGACUGUGACCCGUCUGGAUUACGAACGCGUGAGGUUCCGAGAUGAUGUGGCUCCUGUGUGGGAAAUACGCUUUGUGGUAGAAGCCAAAGGUUUUGGACGAUCGCAAGUGAGAAAUAUGGUGGGCUUUUUAGUCGAAGCUUGUCGAGGGUCAUUCGAAGACCUCGAGUCUAACCAGGGCUGGCUUUGGGAAGAAGACCCUGAUCGGUUGGCAAAACAGAUUCCUUCGGCUCCUGCGUGUGGUUUGUGCUUGGAACAUGUUAUGUAUUGAUAAUGGAAUCCAUUGAAAGAGUUUGUUUCAGAGACUCAUGAUGGCUACUGACUCAAAUAGUUGCAAGUUAGAACAGUUCAGCACAUUACUUUAUGAAUUACACCAGUUACUGAAAACCGACUCUGGCAACCAUGGAUGAUAAUUUCUGUUAUUUAGUGGUCUCUCUAGAGGGAGUUCCCAAUAUUACCCAAAAAUUAAAGAUAUUAUACACAC
Molecule: messenger RNA, 1370 nt
Organism: Pseudo-nitzschia multistriata
Lineage: Eukaryota; Bacillariophyta; Bacillariophyceae; Bacillariales; Bacillariaceae
Source: the annotation of a GenBank genome assembly